Messenger RNA from Lentinula edodes (shiitake mushroom), 1587 nucleotides. RefSeq names its product cytochrome P450. Lineage: Eukaryota; Fungi; Basidiomycota; Agaricomycetes; Agaricales; Omphalotaceae. Gene Ontology annotation, molecular function: iron ion binding; heme binding; oxidoreductase activity, acting on paired donors, with incorporation or reduction of molecular oxygen. The record is from RefSeq and is a predicted model, not a curated record. Bases 1 to 1587 code for a protein of 528 amino acids. The transcript is spliced from 11 exons.
AUGACGAACAUCUACCAAGUUCUCCCCUUCUUCUUUGUUAUUUGGACGUUGCGUAUCGCAUGGACAAGACUGCAGUGUCGUCGAUGGGAUAUAGGAAACCUUCCAAUUGCCCCCAUGAAACACAGCUGGAUAUGGGGACAUGAGCUCGAGGUUUCCCGUCAUGAAGCUUGCGAAAUGUACGUCAAGUGGUCGACUUUGGUGGGCUCUGUGUAUCGUGUCAAAGCAGCUUUUUUCCAACCUGAUAUCCUUAUUGUGAACGAUACUUCCGCCGUUCAGCACAUCUUCCAGAAUGCCUACAACUACGUCAAAGCCCCAGCGUUCCUACCAAUUAUUGAAAGACUCAUUGGAAACGGGAUUGUAUGUGCUGAAGGUGAAGAGCAUAGACAUCAACGAAGACUCUUAGCUCCCGCCUUCACAUCCAGUGCUGUUAAAUCAAUGUCCGACGACAUAUUUGCCUGUGCAGACAAGAUGAGCCAUAAGUUACGUGGUAGUAUCAAUGAACAAAAUACUGUAGUCGAUAUGGUUCCAUUAGUUUCUGCCUGCACUCUGGAUAUCAUAGGGCGAGUCGCUUUCGGUCACGAUUUCGGCGGCGGAGAGAGCAAGGAAGCCAAAGAAAUCACCUCUGCAUGGCAUGAAGAUAUUCUUAUGGCUCACACGUUCGGAGGUUUUCUAGCACCCAGGUUAAUCAACCUUUUUCCGUGGAUCACUAGUUUGCCAAUCCCAGUCAUUCCAGGCGAGAGCGUGUCGAAACGAAUUGUGGAUAGACUCGCAGGCAAGCUUCUCCAGGAAGAUCAUCACCACUUCACUUCGAAUGCUCGUGGUACGGACAUAUUGUCUCUGCUAGUCGAAGAUAACCAGAAGAAAGGAAAGUCCGAUUUACGCCUAUCUGAUACUAAACUCCUUGAUAAUAUUACGACGUUUAUGAUGGUCGGACAUGAGACUAGCGGUGCUUCGCUGAUAUUCACAUUGCUUGAAUUGGCACGUAAUCCUACCGUUCAACGCAAAUUGCGCCAGGAAGUACAAGCCGCAGGUAACCUUGAUUAUGAUCGCGUGCAGCAACUAGAGUAUCUUGAUUCUGUGGUGAAAGAAGGACUCCGUUUGUAUCCUGCAUUGCCAGUCACUGAGCGUGUAGCCCUUCAAGAUGAUGUUAUACCUCUCAGUAGACCUAUUGAAACAAAAAACGGGAAUAUCAUCACCUCGUUGCCUAUCAAAGCUGGCCAGGUGUUCCACAUCCCCAUAACGGCACUCAACGUCAGUACGCAAAUCUGGGGCCAAGACGCACAACAUUUCAUACCUGAACGAUGGAUUGAGCCAGGAGGUGUACCCCCUACCGACAAGCUCCCUCGUGGACCAUGGGCUGGGAUAUCAACGUUCAGUGACGGGCCGAGAAGCUGUAUUGGGUAUCGGCUUGCGGUCUCGGAGCUGAAGAUAAUAAUCGCCGUCCUUGUGCGCUCUUUUGAGCUGGCGGAUACCGGGGUCAAGAUUGAGCAAUACAUGUUGCCGACACUGCAGUCAUUUGCUGACGGUAAGGCGGCGUCAAUGCCACUCAAAGUAUCACUUGUGUCCGACGAACAACGUUCAAGUUAA